GGAGAGGAGGAGCCGCCACAGCCUGCGCUUAACCCGAGACACCUGCUGCCCUGCCACCCCCUGCCUCAUACCUGCCAUCCCUGCUAUUCCCCUGCCUCAUCCUCUGCAUCCCUGCCAUCUUCCCGCUCAGCUCUGCCAUUACCUGACUGGGCUCAGCCAUCCCCGUGCCUCAGCCCCGCCAUCCCCGCCAACCCCCUACCUCAGCCCCUCAUCCUUGCCAUCCCCCUGCCUCAGCCCCACCACAGUGACUGACAGGGUUGAGUGACAGGUGCCGGGCCCGCCCUCUGUCACAGUGACGGACAGGGGUGAGUGACGGGAGCUGGACCCUGUCCUCUGUCAGUGACUGACAGGCGGGGUGACUGGAACCCGGGGUCGUCAUUUGCAGGAUUCGAAAUUUCUUCCUUGCAUGAUGGGAGCGGGGGAAGUUUAUGCUCUAACACCCCUGCAGGUGGUCGCUACGGCGCUGAGCAACCUACACAAAGCGCAUGUGCAACCUCCUCGGAGGGCCACACAGUAGGUGUGUGAUUGGAGAGCUGCGAUCCCCACUGCCCCUGUGCCCGGAGAGAUCACGACAGCGCCUGCCCGUCCACCCAGUUGUGGGAACGGCCUUCGGGAUUGGCAGCACGCAUGCACCUGGCGUCUGGGUUUCCCUCUAUCUUCCACGUCUUUCUCGGUGACUCUGAGGCCCCGAAGUGGUUCCAGGCGGCUCGGUGGCCCCGUGCCCCUCGGGCGAUCGUGACAGAGACUCCGGGGCCAUUCUGCUCCAGACAGCGCAGUGUGAUGACCUGAGUUCAUGGUGUCGCUCUUGUGACACAGCGAACACCUGAGUCUAACGACUCGUAUGCCCUAUCGUUUUCGCUGCGGCUGGUGACAGUAUCCCCACGUGCCCCGUUCACCUGCACGGCUGCCUGGCUGUGGUCCCAGCCAGGGUGCAGAUGGUGCCUUUCGGCACGUUUUGAAGCUGCAGCCCGAGGCAGUAAGCGCCGCCGGUUUGUUGUGGUCACGUUUGCUGAAGUCUCCGGGCGCCAAGAUCAAUCCAUGGGUUUGUAUUGAAACCGCGGACGCGUGGCAAUAACUGUGCGCCAGCGUCUACCCGCGCUGCAGGUCUGAAGUCGCGGCCUGUGCGGAUCAGCACCGGCUACUUGGCCCUCCCCUCUGUUAUGGUUGCUGCUCGUGACACUAUCGCUCUGCGCCCAGUCUGUCUAUACGGCAGGCUGUGGCCGUUUUGAAGCCCGGCAGCCUCGUCCGUCCGUCGUCUGUCCGUCCGUCCGUCCGCGGAUCGUAGGUUCGUCCAUUGGUCUGUCCUGCCCCGCCGCUGCCAUGCCACCCGGGAAGCCACUGCAGCCCCGGCUGCAGAUGAAAGUGGAUGAGCUCUUCCUGUGCAGGCUCAGUAAGACCGACCGCCAGCCCGCGCUGCACAACGGCCUGCCCCACAUCCAGGGGGAGAACUCGGACCCCGCGACCUCUGAUCCGGUCUGUCGUAAACCUGUGAUACCCCAACCUUUGAGCCCCAACCCCGAGACCCUUAACCCCUCCAACCGUGUCCCAGUGUCACCCGAACCCUCCAGGCAGGACACCACAACACUCCACUGUGCAACCUCUGACCCUGCGACCCCUGACCCCAUCUGCACGCUGCCUGUCGGAGCCCCUACCUGCGCCCGAUCAGCGCCAGGCCUGCAAAGGACUGUAGGAUCUAGAGUGGAUGCAGUGACUUAUGAUGAUGUGCAUGUGAAGUUCACUGGGGAAGAAUGGAAUUUGCUGGAUCCUUCCCAGAAGAGUCUCUACAAAGAUGUAAUGCUGGAGACCUACUGGAACCUCACUGCUAUAGGCUACAAUUGGGAAGACCAUCAUAUUGAAGAACAAUAUCAAAGUUCUAGACAUCAUGAAAGGCAUGUAAGAAGUCAUAAUGGAGAGAAACCCUAUGAAAUUAAUCAAUGUGCUAAAGCCUUUGCAAGACCCAGUCAUCUCCAAUAUCAUAGAGUACAUAUUGGAGAGAAACCUUAUGAAUGUAAUCAAUGUGGUAAAUCAUUUUCACGUCAGAGUAGUCUCCAAAACCAUAAAAGAACACAUGCUGGGGAGAAACCUUAUGAAUGCAAUCAAUGUGGUAAAGCCUAUUCACAAAAACAAAGGAGUAUUACCUCAUAA
Mastomys coucha (southern multimammate mouse) is the source of this 2145-nucleotide messenger RNA. Its product is annotated as zinc finger protein 120-like. The transcript is spliced from 5 exons. Bases 1321 to 2145 code for a protein of 274 amino acids. Gene Ontology annotation, biological process: regulation of DNA-templated transcription. The record is from RefSeq and is a predicted model, not a curated record. NCBI's taxonomy places the organism in Eukaryota, Metazoa, Chordata, Mammalia, Rodentia, Muridae.